Messenger RNA from Fonsecaea nubica, 786 nucleotides. RefSeq names its product ribosome biogenesis protein NSA2. The transcript has a single exon. Lineage: Eukaryota; Fungi; Ascomycota; Eurotiomycetes; Chaetothyriales; Herpotrichiellaceae. Gene Ontology annotation, biological process: maturation of LSU-rRNA; maturation of 5.8S rRNA. The record is from RefSeq and is a predicted model, not a curated record. Gene Ontology annotation, cellular component: nucleolus; preribosome, large subunit precursor. Bases 1 to 786 code for a protein of 261 amino acids.
AUGCCUCAGAAUGAGUACAUCGAACGCUGGCAGAAACAGCACGGCAAGCGACUCGACCACGAUGAGCGAGUACGAAAACGAGAGGCCCGUGAAGGGCACGCCAUGUCCGAGAAGGCGCAGAACCUGCGCGGCCUGCGGGCGAAGUUGCACCAGAAGAAGCGACACGCGGAGAAGAUCCAGAUGAGAAAGGCCAUCAAGGCGCAGGAGGAGCGAGACGUCAAGUCGGCGGCACCUAACGAACCCUCAUCGACCCCUCUGCCCGGUUACCUGCUCGACCGAUCCCAAGCCAACCAGGCCAAGGCACUGUCCAGCGCGAUCAAGAACAAACGGGCCGAGAAGGCGGCCAAGUUCUCGGUGCCGCUGCCCAAGGUCAAGGGCAUCAGCGAGGAGGAGAUGUUCAAGGUGGUCAAGACGGGAAAGAAGACGGCCAAGAAGAGCUGGAAGAGGAUGAUCACGCAGCCGACCUUUGUCGGGCCCGAUUUCACCAGACGGCCCGUCAAAUACGAGCGCUUCAUUCGCCCCAUGGGUCUCCGGUACAAAAAGGCCAAUGUCACACAUCCCGAGUUGGGCGUCACGGUGCAGUUACCCAUAAUCAGCGUCAAGAAGAACCCGCAAAACCCACUCUACACGCAGUUGGGCGUGCUGACCAAGGGCACCGUUAUUGAGGUCAACGUGUCGGAGCUGGGACUGGUCACAACCGGCGGCAAAGUGGUGUGGGGGAAGUACGCGCAGGUCACGAACGAUCCUAGCCGUGACGGAUGUUUGAAUGCAGUUCUUUUGGUCUGA